Molecule: messenger RNA, 1566 nt
Organism: Odontomachus brunneus
Lineage: Eukaryota; Metazoa; Arthropoda; Insecta; Hymenoptera; Formicidae
Product: vesicle transport protein SFT2B
Exons: 5
Coding region: 299-802 (167 amino acids)
Biological process (GO): vesicle-mediated transport
Cellular component (GO): membrane
Source: RefSeq, a predicted model, not a curated record
UACAGUGUACGCAACUGGAAAGCACCCCAUGCUACUAGUUACUUGACGCUUGGAAACGUCAAGAACUUUCGAAUUGCAUAUCGACAAAAGAUAAACGUGACGGCGAAUGUUUUCUGUCAAAAGUGAUAAAACGUGUAUAAGGAUAUUCCGAUUGACAAUCGAUAUUCAGACAUACAAUACGCGUAAUUUUGAAUAUAUAAAUGCGUAAUAAAAGAAUAUAUAACCUCAUACGUUGAGUAGAUUAAUGCACACAUUAUUUCGUUUUUACGAAAUAUUUCUCUUUACGUUUAUAUAAAAUAUGGAUAAAUUAAGAAGAGCUCUGAGUGGCAAUGAACAAUGCGACGAAGAAAGCGGCAUUAUCACGCAGGCUGAUGUGGAUUUUGUGGUCAUGGACCAAACAACAUUGAGUUGGUCUACUAGGAUAAAGGGUUUUGCAAUAUGUUUCAUCGUAGGUGUACUGUGUUCUUUUCUUGGAUCAUUUGCUCUAUUCCUAAAUAAAGGCCUUGCGGUAUUUGCUGUAUUCUAUACUCUAGGCAAUGUUAUUUCUUUGGCUAGUACUUGUUUCUUAAUGGGACCAUUUAAUCAGCUUAAAAAAAUGUUUGCACCAACAAGAGUAAUUGCAACCAUAAUAGUAUUUGUUACUAUUGCUUUGACGUUAGUUGCUGCAUUACAUUUGCACAACCCUGGAUUAGCUCUCCUAUUUAUAAUCAUUCAAUCUCUAGCUAUGACAUGGUAUUCUUUAUCGUAUAUACCAUAUGCUCGUGAUGCUGUUAAAAAGACAGUGGAAUCUUGUAUCACGUGAAAGAAGAAAUUAAUUUUCUUUAUAUCAGUUCGUUAUACAAAUGCAUUAUAUACUAUUUUGAAGAAAAAAAACUUUUUACGCUUGUGCUGUUUUGUGGUACUGAAUAUGGACCAUAUUCUACUCAUAUUUGCAGGAGCUAUGUGGUAAGAUAAUUGAAAGAUAUAUUUUGUAAAUUGAUCAUAUAUUGUACAAAUAAUACAAGUAUAAAAAUCCUGUUGUAUACUGUAAUAAAUUUGUAAAGAUUUUAUAUAAUACAGGAUACAUUAAGUUGUCAAGCUUCUUAAUAGCUUGCUAACAGGCUUGAGUUUCUAGCAGUAAUAAUUAUGCAAUCAGUACAAUAUUUAAUUAUUUAUAGCAGCUGAGUUUUUCUUCUUUUUUUUUUUAGUAAAUACUAUAUGAAAAUUAUAUAUAGGGUUAACAUAUAUUUAAAAUAUUGUAAGUUUAUAUAUAUAUAUAUAUAUAUAUAUAUAUAUAUAUAUAUAUAUAUAGCAUGCUAACUAUGUACUGUUAGGUCUUUCGUUAUUUCAUAUUUGGUUUACUAAUGUCGUAAUGAUACAUUUUAUUGUCAGCAAAAUAUUAAUAGUAUUCAGUUUGUGAAGUGAUGUAAUGAUAAAUGACAUAGUAUCACUUAUCAAUUUUUAUUAUUUUAAUAUGAUUAGAUUUUAUAUGCUGUUAUAUUACAAUUUGCAAUUAUUAACUUUCGCCGGAGUUUUCUAUUUUUUAUAAAUCUAUAUUGGGAUUUAAUAAAUAAUUAUAUUCUUAAA